CAAUUUAAAUGUGUACACUAUAGGGAAGCUUAGCACUUUAAUCAUAUUAAUAUAAUUUAUGUAUACUGAGUAGCAUUUUAUUGCCAUCUAUUCAAUUCGUAUUGCGGGAUUCCCCUAAACAUUACCACGCUCUCAAUUAAUUGCGUCACGUCUUUCCUUCCUUGUCUUCCGAUUCGUCGGCGCGCCUCCAAUGCUGAUCGUUGAUAUAUAUAGGCCUAUAUUUUUUUUAAAUUAAUGUUGGGUUAUUUUCAGUUUGGUUAUUCUGCAACGCUAUCAUCAUGGUGCAACUCGAUUGCCUAGAAAAGCCGCUGGCAUCUGUUUAUGGGCGUUAUGGCAAAUUCGUUGCUCGCCAUCCCAUCCCGUUUUUAAUAUUUCCAGUAUUAAUCACUAUCAUACUGGGUAUCGGUAUGAUAUACCUAGAUAAAACAACUGACAUAGAGGAACUGUUUACCCCGAGGAACGGAGAAGCUAAAGAUGAGCGUGAUGUCGUUGAAAGCCUGUUUGUCAGCGGGAACAAUCUAACUGUUAAUCGACUGACGACCCUAGGCCGCUACGGGCGAAUGAUUAUCGUCGCAAAGGACGGCGGCGAUAUAUUACGCGACAACAUUCUGGCGGAAUUGCACGAGCUACGCGGAGUGGUACAAAAUAUUUCAAUAAUUGAUGAAAAUAAGAAAUUGACGUUUGAUGAUAUUUGUUUGCAAUGGUUAGGAGAAUGCAACCGAAAUGAAUUUUUUCUCAUUUUUCCUGAUGGUGCUACAAGGAAUGAGAUCAAUUUUACAUACCCGAUGUACAAUAAUGCCUUCAUUGGCUCAACAUUUGGCGGAGUUGAAUUUGAAAGUGACACAGAUAUUGUUAGCACAGCCAUUGCGAUUCAGCUCAACUUUUACCUUCGGGUUGGUGACGCAAUUGCUGAUAAAUGGGAGGACAAAUUUCUAGAAACCAUAGAAUCAUUUGAUGGACGUUUGAUUGACGUUUACCGUUACACCUCUCGAUCUAUUGAGCAGGAACUUGAGAAUGCCAGCGAUGAGGUGUUCGCUUCUUUUGCAAUUGCGUUUACAAUUAUUAUCAACUUUGCCAUUUGGACCAGUAUUCGUCUUGACAACGUGCAGAAUAAGCCAUGGUUGGCUUUGAUGGGCGUGGCGUCUGCAGGAUUGGCAGUGGUGUCGGCUUUUGGCCUGCUGAUGUACUGUGGAGUACCGUUUAUUGACAUUGUUGCUAGCACGCCAAUUUUAAUAUUAAGCAUUGGCGUUGACGAUAUGUUCAUCAUGAUAUCAUCCUGGAGAAAGACGAAUGUCAGGGCGCCAGUCGACGAACGCAUGGGGGAAGCUAUGUCAGAAGCCGCUCUGUCCAUUACCAUCACUAGUGUCACUGAUGCUCUUGCAUUUGGCGUUGGGGUCCUUGCUGUCUUCCCGUCUGUCCAAAUAUUUUGUGCUUACACGGGGGUGGCGGUGCUUUUCGAUUAUCUCUACCAGGUAACUUUCUUUGCAGCGUGUAUGGCAAUUAGCGGCAAGAGAGAAAACGCUAACAGGCAUUAUGGUACAUGUUUAAGAGUUCGACCCAUGGAUGAAUCACCAAGCAAGUUCUAUGCUAUCUGUUGCUCCGGAGGCCCAUCUCGAAAGACAAGUGCCGACACCAGGGAGGAGUCUCCUCAUGCUGUGAUGGUCUUCUUCAGAGAUUUCUUUGGUCCAUUUGUCACUCACCCAGCCACAAAGGUCGUUGCAGUUAUCAUCUAUCUUGCCUACAUCGGUGUGUCCAUUUGGGGUAUAACUGAGCUGCAGCAAGGUCUGCAGUUGCGAAACCUGGCCUUGGAUGAUUCAUAUGUAGAACCAUAUUACGACUUAGAAGAACGAUAUUUCAAAGAGUAUGGGCCAAUUGUGUUCGUUGUAUUUCCAGAAGAAUUGAAUGUUUUGGAACCCGAGAUCAAUGACAAAUUUAUGACGAUAUUAGAAACAUUUGAGAAGUCAGAAUUCACUUAUGGUGAAAAUUUUACGGAUUGCUGGUUAAGAAGUUUCAUGGGUUUCCUUGAUGUCCGGAAUAUCUCCAGUAGUAACACUGAUUUGUUAGAUGUCCUAAGGAAUGAAUUCCUUGUGAAUCCCUCAUUCGAGCGUUUUUCGAUGGAUGUUGUAUUUGGGGCUGAUGGAGCCAUCCUUGCAUCGAGGUGCCUAGUAACAACUGAAGACAUUAACACUUCGAAUAGAGAACGGGACAUGAUGAUUAACAUGCGUGACAUUGCUGACCAAUCAAAUUACAAUAUCACGGUUUAUCAUCCAGCAUUUAUCAUCUUUGAUCAAUACACUGCAGUUUUAUCAAACACUUUGCAAAAUCUUGGUAUUGCAUUAGGUGCAAUGCUGCUGGUCGCUCUCAUAUUUAUUCCUCAGCCUAUUUGUUCAGUGUGGGUAGUGUUCUGCAUACUCUCCAUAGAGACAGGUGUGAUUGGGUUCAUGAGUCAUUGGGACGUUAGCUUAGACUCAAUCUCGAUGAUCAAUCUUAUUCUCUGCAUUGGAUUCAGUGUAGAUUUUUCAGCUCACAUUGCUUACACUUUCACAGUUUCAGAGGGCUCCACCAAGAAUGAACGCAUCAUCAAAACUCUAUAUUCACUGGGUAUGCCAAUCUUACAGGGAGCCUUGUCUACCGUCGUCGGGAUUGCUGUACUAUCGUCCUCAAAUGGUUAUAUCUUCCGUAUCUUUUUCAAGACCCUGUUCUUGGUCAUCAUGCUAGGCUUACUUCACAGCAUGUUUUUCCUCCCAAUUCUUCUGACAUUACUCGGAGGUGGUUCAAAGAGCGGCACAGUGGCCGUCACCAGUAAGACAGACAGUAAGAAGGAAAGUGCAUCAGGAUCACCACACACUAAUGCGUAUCAGAAUGGCGCUUAUGAUGUACGCGAAUAAUGCGUUACGGUAGUACCGUACUGUAAAUAGUGGCUCUGACACUAGUUGACAUCUUAAUCAGUUUCAUGCAGCAUAAUAUAAAGAUAUUUAUCUGUGUUUUGAAGUGAAAUACCUUACACCUAUUUACACAUUAGUUCGGCAACAAACAUUUCACGUUAACUAUUAUAUAAUUUGGUAAGUUUGCUAAUAUAAUCCCUUAAAAUGUAAACAACAUAUGUAUCCAUCCAAUGGCGAGAGCAUCAAUUUGUAGAGACACGCUUUCUGACUCACUCACAAACGACAUUAUUCUUUUACGUCACACAGCAAUUCUGAUUCAAACACAAUGGUUGUCGUCUAUGUAACGUAGGGUAUUUAAAAUGUAAAUAACAUUAUCAUAAACAUUUUAUUUUUUGUAUUGUUAUUGUGUGGGGUAGCUAAUAUUUCGCGGCAAAUUCUGACUCAGAUAUGUGUCCUAUCUGAGACAGCUAUAGCAUAUAUAUAUAUAUAUAUAUAUAUAUAUAUAUGCAUAUAUAUAAUAUAUAUAUAUACAUACAUAUAUGUAUACAUACAUAUACAAACAAUAUAUACAUACAUA
Messenger RNA from Anneissia japonica, 3462 nucleotides. Its product is annotated as patched domain-containing protein 3-like. The transcript is spliced from 2 exons. Gene Ontology annotation, cellular component: membrane. NCBI's taxonomy places the organism in Eukaryota, Metazoa, Echinodermata, Crinoidea, Comatulida, Comatulidae. The record is from RefSeq and is a predicted model, not a curated record. The coding region runs from base 279 to 2888 and encodes 869 amino acids.